AUGCUGCCAUUCCGCUCGUCUCGUCCCACCAGACGUACGCCUUCGGGCAUCGACAGACUCUUCUCCGGUGCGCUUCUGGCCCACACCAACGCCGGCAGCACAUACUCGAGCAUCCCACUAGAGCCAGCGACUCCCACGACCAUUGGCAGGGGGUCAAACGACCAACUUGAGUCCAGCAGCGACCAAGAAUUUGAGUACACCAACAAGAUGAAGCGAGCAUGCGGCCUACCAAUUCACAUCGCCGACUUCAUUCUUGACCUCUCACACAACGACUUGUUCGAAAACGAAAGUACAUCUCAGACAGCCACCACUGCGCUUGUGCCUGCCUCCGCCAACCCAGCUGCAGUGACCAGCACCAGUGGAGAAGACGACGACGACGACAAGGACGAAUCGACAAAGUACACCGUCCCAUGGCCAACCAGCCUCCGUCCUCGCGCGGUUCCCGAGCCAAUCGGGCUCGUCCUGUCUUCCUCGCGUGAGCUAGUACUCUACGAACCAAACCAAGUCUCCCUCCUCAUGAGCAUGCCGGCCGAGAUCCGCGAGCUCAUUUACCUCUCCCUCCUCGCGCCAAGCGCGCACACCAAGACGACCAUCCCAGCGACCGACCCCGUGCCCGCUGCGGCCAACGUCUUCCUCCUCACCCCCUCCACCCAGGCCUCCGACCUACAAGAACAGGCCCUAACCUUCCUCGGCACGUGCUCCCUCCUCCUCACGAGCAAACACAUCCGCGCCGAGUUCCUCCCCCUCUUUGCCGCCCGCUACACCUACACCUUCAGCGCCGCGGACGACCUCAUCGCCAUCAUGCUGCCCAAGCCCCUCGGCGCCUCCGACCUGUCCCUCUCCUGGACCCACCUCGCACACGUCGAGCUCACCACCGAUAUCGUCGCCUUUGGUGGCGCCCGCUCCAUCCGCGCCUACAUGCAGCUGGCUUCGCUGACGCUGUACUGCCUGCCUUCCCUGCAGACGUUGAUCUUGACAAUGCUGCCCGCGGCGUACUCGCCCGUGCGCUUCCUGGUCGCGAGCGGCGACGACGGCGCCUCCGCCCUGAACACGUACCAGUGCAGCGUGCUGCACCGGUACGGCGCCGGCACGGGCUUCGCGGCGCGCGGUUUCGCGGCCGAUUUGCUGGGCGUGCGCGGCAUGGGCUGGGGCGAGGAGUUUUUGAAGUUGGGCGAGUUGCUGCAGGGCUGGAUGCGCAGAGAGCGUAUCGCGGAUUUGGAGUUGUUCGGAGGAAUGUAUGUGUCCAAGACAGGUGGGGCGGCGCUGAGCGUGAAGUUGGUGAAGUGA
Messenger RNA from Cyphellophora europaea CBS 101466, 1287 nucleotides. RefSeq lists its product as uncharacterized. The record is from RefSeq and is a predicted model, not a curated record. The transcript has a single exon. NCBI's taxonomy places the organism in Eukaryota, Fungi, Ascomycota, Eurotiomycetes, Chaetothyriales, Cyphellophoraceae. Bases 1 to 1287 code for a protein of 428 amino acids.